This is a messenger RNA of Chelonia mydas (Green sea turtle), 2328 nucleotides long. RefSeq names its product NADH:ubiquinone oxidoreductase subunit S5 (gene NDUFS5). The record is from RefSeq and is a predicted model, not a curated record. The transcript has 3 exons. The coding region runs from base 1742 to 2062 and encodes 106 amino acids. Lineage: Eukaryota; Metazoa; Chordata; Testudines; Cheloniidae. Gene Ontology annotation, biological process: mitochondrial respiratory chain complex I assembly.
UGUCUUGAUAUUUCAAUCACAUCUCAGCUGGGUGCAGAACUCAUACAGCUGAUACGUGUUUAUGAUUUCCUUCUUUUUGAGUGCUUCCAUUACAGUCUUAAGGUCUGAGAAGCUAAGCUUCUCAUAUUGCUCAAUGGGCUUUAGGUUCAUCAUUACACUGUCUGAAGAGAAAUCAAACUAGUUAUCAAUAUACAAAAACAGAGGGUCAUAAAACUUAAUGAAGUAUUGCUUUAUGUUCACUUUUUGUUCUGGUUGUGUUUUUCCAUCAGUUUGGUGUGGAAUCUUAAAAAAAUCUUAAAAUGGUACGUCUCUGUGUACACAUCAGUAAUGCAGAGCUUUGAUUCUUCUAACUUCCUCACAAGAUUGUCGAUACAAGCCACACUCGGGGGUAGGGGGAGAACACCUGUAAAUUUCCACAAUGCAGGUAUACACGCCAUCUUCAGUGAAAACUUUAUUUAAAGUUACUGGGCAAGCGUCAGCUAGUGACUUGAAGCAGGCUUUAAUUGCAGGCCAGUUUCUCAAAAGGUGGUCAGCUGCUGGGUUAAGGGAUAGCCAUCUUCUACUCACAUGUCUCAAGUACUUCUUUCCAUUCAAUUUCAGUAAACUCAGAAAAAACCUUCUCUGCACGGUGCAGGCACAAAAAAGUGGUUGUAAAUCUUCUAACACAAUCCUUUCUACAAUAACUGACAGUGGACCACUAGCAUGUUUGCAGGUAUCAUGGGUUGUGUAUGCAAGGCAGUUUGCCUUCAGAGUGCAGUCAUUUUCAGCACAUAACUGAUGCACCUAUGAACUAUGGCAAACACAACUUGGUGUAUUAUCAGCAAAGUAUGCAGUAAUACAAUUAACGUUAAGCUGGUGUUUCUCCAGGCAGUUCUUUAUAGCAUGAUGAAUGCCACUUGCAGAUUCAUCAUUAUCUUCAUAAAAAUCAAGCAAGUUGCAUUGAACACCAUUUGAUGUGAUAAAGUAUCCCAAGCACAUUAGAAACAUCUUUCUUUUCCUUUUAUUUGAGGCAUCAGUUGCUACAGAAAAAUACAGGGGGUGUUGUGUUGGCACUGGUAAUAAAUCCAGUAAACAAUUCCUCACUGACUUUGGGGCCAAAACAUUGGUCACCAAUAGCUCUGCCUUGAUUCUUUCACAAGACUUUUAACAAUAUUUCAAUCGUGAAACAUUUCACUAGCAAGCUUAUUGCCACCGUGCAUGCUGUUGUAACUAAGGCUGUGUUUAACUAUAUGGUAGAUGGUUGUAAAAGUUAUUAACAGUACAAUUUAGAAUUUAUAUAGUAUAGUCUGUUCCCUUAAUAGCCAAUAGUGUAAAUAGACAUAGAAUGCACACUUGAGGCCAAAUACAGCAAUCAUUAUUGGGUUAAAUUCCCUGUGACUUCAGUGGAAACUUAGCCUGAGAAGAAAAAGUGAGUAAGAACACAGGGCUUAUCUUACUGUACAGUGUGGCUUUGGUCUGUAUCACAAUUGUUAAAGAUCAGGCAAACCUAAGAACAUGCAGAGAAAUGCAAACAGAGGAAGGUACCAACAUCCUACAUGUCGCAUAUAAAAAAGGUGUUGAAAAUUCAUGGAGAUCUAUUGCAAAAAUGCAAUCAUAAAGUAUGUUUAACUCACAUCCAACGCUUUUGAGUGCAAUUGCCCUUUGGCCUGCCUACACUAGGUGGGAGAUCAGAGACAAGGAGCAUGAAGAGAUUUACAAGGGCUUGUGAAUAAUAACCUCCAAGAUCAUACAAUCAAAAGCCAUGCCAUUUUGGAAUCUGCAAGAUCAGCUGGGAAUCAAUGCGGACAAAUGGAUGCUGCAUCAAAGCUCAGAGCAGCCCUACAAACGGGCAGCUCUGUGCCAUGCCUUUGAGAAGGAGUGGAUUGAGUGUGCCAGUGGCAUUGGGCAGAUUCGUGCACGCAAGGAAUGCGGACCAGAAUAUGAAGACUUCCAAGAAUGUAUUAAUAGGCACAAAACGAUAAUGCGUCUGAAGACAAUUGUGGCGCAGAAGAAGAAGCUGAUAAAGGAAGGGAAAUACACACCACCUGAGCACCACAGUGGCAAACCGGAGGCCAGGCCUUGAUCUGCUGCUGGUAACACUGAGUCCCUCUGACAGCAGAACUAACCAUGCAUCACCCUCUGUGCACAUGUUGUGGGAAUGAAACUCUUCUGUUAAAGUUAGCCCAGUUAUGCUCUGUGUGCAGCUGUUCUGCUGGCUGUCUCUCUCCUGCAGGCCAGCCAUACAGAGUAUAUAUGUUCUGAAUAAAGGACCUGUCACCUUUUAGAUUAAGUGAUGCCAGUGUCUGUAACUGAUCAGUUCAGAAAUUAAAUAUCUCCUUUGGAAGCCUC